Messenger RNA from Paralichthys olivaceus (Japanese flounder), 1368 nucleotides. Its product is annotated as D(1) dopamine receptor-like. NCBI's taxonomy places the organism in Eukaryota, Metazoa, Chordata, Actinopteri, Pleuronectiformes, Paralichthyidae. Gene Ontology annotation, biological process: adenylate cyclase-activating adrenergic receptor signaling pathway; G protein-coupled dopamine receptor signaling pathway. Gene Ontology annotation, cellular component: plasma membrane. Gene Ontology annotation, molecular function: G protein-coupled receptor activity; dopamine neurotransmitter receptor activity, coupled via Gs. The record is from RefSeq and is a predicted model, not a curated record.
AUGAAUAACACGACCAGCUCGGCACUGGUGGGACCUGACAGUCGGGAGGAGUUACCGGCACAUCGAGCUUUAACCGGCUGCGUCCUGGCACUGCUUAUCAUCUGGACGCUGUUGGGCAACUUCACGGUAUGUGCCGCCGUUUAUCGCUACCGGCAUUUGCGCGCAAAAGUGACCAACAUCUUCAUCGUGUCCCUGGCUCUGUCGGACCUGCUGGUCGCGGUGCUGGUUAUGCCGUGGAAGGCUGCGGCUGAAGUGGCCGGUUUCUGGCCGUUCGGGGGCUUCUGUAAGACCUGGCUGGCCUGCGACAUCAUGUGCUCCACAGCCUCCAUCCUCAACCUGUGCGUCAUCAGCGUGGACAGAUACUGGGCCAUCUCCAGCCCCUUCCGCUACGAGAGGAGCAUGAACAAGAAAGUGGCCUCCGUCAUGAUCGGCGUGACCUGGACGGUGUCCGUGGUCAUCUCCUUCGUCCCCGUGCAGCUCAACUGGCACAGGGCAGAGAUCAGUGACACGGCCGGUAUGGAGGAUGUGGCGCGUCGAGGUUGGAGCAUGGAGGGGAGCUGUGACUCCAGCCUGAGCCGCACAUACGCCAUCUCCUCUUCCCUCAUCAGCUUCUACAUCCCUGUCGCCAUCAUGAUCCUCACAUACACGCGUAUCUACCAGAUCGCGCAGGUGCAGAUCCGGAUGAUCUCCUCCCUGGAGCGCGCGGCGGAACACGCGCAAAGUUGCCGUUCGGAUGAACCUGAACCAUUUCCUCACCUGUACGCGGAAAUCAAUGCCCAUUCAUACCAGGCUCGUGUCAGUGUGCAGGCUCAGACUCAGAGUCACCGGGAGCUCAAAGUCUCCAUCAGGAAAGAGACUAAAGUCCUGAAAACUCUGAGCGUCAUCAUGGGAGUGUUUGUCUGCUGCUGGCUGCCUUUCUUCAUCCUCAACUGCGCCCUGCCCUUCUGUCCCGGACAAGGGGCCCCGGGGAGCCAGCGUGGCCCUUACUGCGUCAACGAAAAAACAUUUGAUGUGUUUGUGUGGAUCGGCUGGAGCAACUCGUCCCUCAACCCGGUCAUCUACGCGUUUAACGCAGACUUCAGAGACGCCUUCCUGCGCCUGCUGCGCUGCCGCGGAGGAGGAGGCUGCUGGGCCGCGGUGCGCGCAGCGGUGGACAGUGACAGGGCCGCGAACCUGAAGCAGGAGGGACCCCUGAACGCGAGGCUGGGGGUCUCCUGCUCCACGAACACCCGGGGGAGCGAGGACAGCGGCAACACCACAGUGACCGUGUGUUAUUACAGAGGGACAAACCCCGAGCAGGUGACAGACACUGAAGAAAGUAACGACAAAGACAGACUGACGCAGAUACCCACACAAGGGACACAGUAG